Molecule: messenger RNA, 862 nt
Organism: Prunus dulcis (almond)
Lineage: Eukaryota; Viridiplantae; Streptophyta; Magnoliopsida; Rosales; Rosaceae
Exons: 4
Coding region: 209-610 (133 amino acids)
Source: RefSeq, a predicted model, not a curated record
AGUCAUCAAAGCCCAAGACCUUUCUUCAGUUGAAGCCCAACAAAAGAAAACCUGUCUGGCUGUUUUUCACCGGUUUCGCCCCGAAGUCUUCGCCUUUUGUACACCAUUGCCAUAAAAAAACUUUGGCCUCAGUUCCUCCUCAAAACCCAAAUUCAGAGCUUCACAACAGCUAGCUUUUCUGGGAAUUGUCUGUGUGUAGGAAGUUGCAAUGAGCACCAACAAGACGCCACAGAAAAAGAAUCGUCCUCAAGUAGUUAAAUUGGAUGAAGCUUUGGAAUUGGCUCAAAAAUGGGUUAAUAACAUGACUGAACCUGCAGAAGAUGAGCCUUUUGAAAUACAGAGUAGACCUGCUAGGCUUGGACUAGGUGCUAAAGUUCCCCGGCCAUCCAAAUUUUCACCUUCAGAUGAUCCCCUUGAAAGGAAAUUACACUACAAGUUGGAUGCUGGAAGAAGAAAUGCUGCCAAAAUUGCCGAGGAGUCUGCAUCGGCUGCUGCUAGAGAUGACAGUGACGACGAUGAAGAUUUGGACAGCAGAACCAAAGCGUUUGAGAAGAAAAGACCAGCAGCUCCGGUGACCCCAUCUUUAGGGGGAAAGAAAAGGAAGAAGUAACGUUUUCACCUUGACUUGUAACCAAAGAAAGUUAACCAUCUCACCCUUGUCAAAAGUUAAUUUUAGAGCUUUGGUUCUGUUGUUCUGGUAACUUCAUACAAUUUCUUUAUCUGUAAUUAUAGAUGUUCAGUCAACAAAUCAAAGCUUGUGAAAAGGAGAUAGGAACAAAUAUUCCACAUUUCCAAGUGCAAAUUUAUUGAACCAAAGUCACAGCUUGUUCGGUGCAUAUAAUAAACCUAACAUGAAUUUUUA